This is a messenger RNA of Aspergillus brunneoviolaceus CBS 621.78, 1803 nucleotides long. Its product is annotated as glycosyltransferase. Lineage: Eukaryota; Fungi; Ascomycota; Eurotiomycetes; Eurotiales; Aspergillaceae. The record is from RefSeq and is a predicted model, not a curated record. The transcript is spliced from 8 exons. Gene Ontology annotation, molecular function: hexosyltransferase activity; UDP-glycosyltransferase activity. Gene Ontology annotation, biological process: carbohydrate metabolic process. The coding region runs from base 1 to 1803 and encodes 600 amino acids.
AUGGAUUCCAAAGAAUCUUUGAACAUCGAACAAAUCCGCAUCGUUGAUGACUACUCGGAUCCACCGCCUGCAUAUUCGCCCGCGCGUGCUUCAGUCGCGUCCUCAGAAGCGUCCCUCUGGACCAUCGAGCCGGACUUUUCCCCUGAGUUUACCAACGAUUCACGGGAGCUGGACUACUGCUUUGCGCCGGAAAAAGAUAGCAAGUUUAGUAUCAAAGCGGACAUCACGUCGCGCACGUCUGCUUUCAUCCAGGCGUUCAUGCGGCCGAGCACGCAGGCUCGAUUGGUGAGUGUAGGGUUAAAUCGCAGCGAGUCUGGAGGGAGUAGCAGCAGCGUUCCUUCAUGUGGUGAACCCCAACCGGAAAGCCCUAACCCGCCACCACUGGACAUCGUGGUGAUGGUCGUCGAUGAAUCCAUUGACCCCUUCAUAAGCAUCACAAAACAACUCCAGCAAGAUUCCCACCGGGUCCGGAUCGCUGCAGAUGUCUCAUACGCAUCGCGGGUACGAAAUCACGGACUGGACUUCUUCGCCAUCCCUCCGAUCACCUCAUCCUCACGAAGUUCCAGGACAACCAAUGGUCAGGCUCUCAACUCAGCCGAUGACCGAGCGAACCAUGUCCGCAACCUCCGCCAUUCCCUCUUCGAAGCAUACAAACGAUGCUGGCAAGCCUGCAUUGCGCCAUACCGGGACGACGCCCGGCCCUUCAUGGCGGACGCGAUCAUCGCCACCCCAACGGCGCAUGCCCACAUCCACUGCGCGGAACGUCUAUCGAUCCCGCUGCAGAUCAUGUCCGCGACACCGCAGAGCCCUACCAAAGCCUUCCCGCAUCCUGGAGCGCGUCUGGAUCCCAACGAGGAGAUCGAUCAGCCGACUGCCAAUAUGUUGUCUUAUGCGUUAAUUGAGGAGUCGACGUGGCGUUUAAUCUUGGAGCCCCUCAACAUAUUCCGACGACAGGUUCUCGGGUUGAUGAGCAUUUCCCCAACUGUGGCGGGAAGGCUGAUAAUGGACCACGAGAUUCCACACACGUACUUCUGCUCGAGGGUUCUGGUUCCGAAGCCGAGGGACUGGGCGAUCAAUCAUGAGAUGUCCGGCUAUAUUUUCCACGAAACCGAAGAGUUCGACCGCCCACCGAAGGAUCUUGACAACUUCAUCUCGUCGGGCGCAGCACCGAUUUAUCUCAUGAUGAGAGACCCUAGCAUCGUGGACUCGGAUUUGCUGGUGACAGUCAUCCAGGAGAGUAUACUAAAUCGUGGGCUUCGGAUUGUUGUCUCUGAAGAGUGCCGGCACGUCUGUGCGAAGCUGGACAAGCCCAACGUUUACGUUGUCAGCUCCAGCGCCAACGACUGGCUACUCCCCAGAGCAUCUCUGGUCGUCCACAACGGGAGCAUAGACACCACGAAAACGGCUUUACGGCAGGGCAAACCAAGCGUGGUCAUCGCACAGACCGAUGACCACCUUUCAACCGGCCAGACUCUCGCGAAAAUCGGCGCCGCCGCCUCGCCCCUACGCGCCAACGAGCUCACCUCCGAGACCCUCGCCCAGGCGAUCGGCUUCUGCCUCCGCACCGACGUCCAACAGACCACCCGAGCCAUCCAACGACAACUCCUCGACGAGGCCGGGGCCGCCAGCGCCAUCAAGUCCUUCUACCGCUGGCUGCCUCCGCAGGUCCAACCCUGCAGCAUGACCAAGCAGGACCUGGCCAUGUACCAGAUCUGGAACCGACCGUCGCAGACCAUCUCCCCGGAGGCAGCAGCCGUCCUGCUGCAGGAGCAACGCAUCAAGCUUACGGAUCUCGUGCUGUAG